Molecule: messenger RNA, 669 nt
Organism: Prionailurus viverrinus (fishing cat)
Lineage: Eukaryota; Metazoa; Chordata; Mammalia; Carnivora; Felidae
Gene: VWC2L
Product: von Willebrand factor C domain containing 2 like
Exons: 3
Coding region: 1-669 (222 amino acids)
Biological process (GO): negative regulation of BMP signaling pathway
Cellular component (GO): AMPA glutamate receptor complex
Molecular function (GO): protein binding
Source: RefSeq, a predicted model, not a curated record
AUGGCUCUUCAUAUUCAUGAAGCUUGCAUACUUCUGUUGGUCAUCCUUGGAUUAGUCACUUCUGCUGCCAUCAGUCAUGAAGACUAUCCUGCUGAUGAAGGUGACCAGACCUCCAGUAAUGACAAUCUGAUCUUUGAUGACUAUCGAGGGAAAGGGUGUGUGGAUGACAGCGGCUUUGUAUACAAGUUGGGAGAACGAUUUUUCCCAGGGCAUUCCAACUGUCCAUGUGUCUGUGCUCUGGAUGGACCUGUUUGUGAUCAGCCAGAAUGCCCUAAAAUUCACCCAAAAUGUACUAAAGUGGAACACAAUGGAUGCUGUCCUGAGUGCAAAGAAGUGAAAAACUUUUGUGAAUAUCAUGGGAAAAAUUACAAAAUCUUGGAGGAAUUUAAGCCCUCUCCAUGUGAAUGGUGUCGCUGUGAGCCCAGCAAUGAAGUUCACUGUGUUGUAGCAGACUGCGCAGUUCCUGAGUGUGUCAACCCAGUCUAUGAACCAGAACAGUGUUGUCCUGUCUGCAAAAAUGGUCCAAACUGCUUUGCAGGAACUACAAUAAUCCCGGCUGGCAUUGAAGUGAAAGUGGAUGAAUGUAACAUCUGUCACUGUCACAACGGGGACUGGUGGAAGCCUGCUCAGUGUUCAAAACGCGAAUGCCAAGGCAAGCAGACUGUGUAG